This is a messenger RNA of Microstroma glucosiphilum, 1056 nucleotides long. RefSeq lists its product as hypothetical. The transcript is spliced from 4 exons. The record is from RefSeq and is a predicted model, not a curated record. Lineage: Eukaryota; Fungi; Basidiomycota; Exobasidiomycetes; Microstromatales; Microstromataceae. Bases 325 to 804 code for a protein of 159 amino acids.
UGGGUUUCAGGCAGGAGGCACUGCAGCAGAGUCAUCGCUUACGCAUUGAUCAGACGAGAUACACCUCGCCCCGGGGUCUUCGCCCUGCCCUUCGCGCUGCCUGGCCCAGUCGCCUAUUGCUGCCAGAGCUCGCCCUCUUCUUCUUCUCACCUCUACUGCACUCCACUCCACUGCCCCUGCUUCUGUCUCUGCUUCUUCUCGCAGCACCCAAACAUCUAGACACUACACGCGUACCCUGCAGUCCUCAUCCACACUCUUUGCUUCCCUUCUCCUUCUUUCUCUCUUUCAUCCUCUCUCGCAUCUUCCUUCUCCCCCUCACACACAAUGGCAAGCGAAGCAACCACCACGGGCGGAGGACCCGCUUCAAAGGAGCAGCCUCAACGUCAGGCUGCUCAAAAGGCUGAGAAGAAUGUGACCGAGGAGCUCCUUGGAGAGGACGAAGAUGAUGAAGAUGAGGAGGACGAUGAAGAUUUCCAAGAGGGAGACGACGACGAAGACGAGGAGGAUGUCAGCGAUGACGACGAGGAAGAGGGUGACGAAGACGAGGAAGAGCAAACCGGUGCCGGCUCCAAGCGCAAAGCAGGUGCUCAGGGUGGAUCAAAGGACAAGGCUGCAAAGGGCGGCGAUGACGAUGACGAUGACGAGGAGGAGGAGGACGAAGAUGAGGAAGAGGAGGAUGGAGGAGACGAUGAGGAGGAAGAAGAGGAAGAGGCAGGUGCGGAGGAUGAUGCACCUGAUGCUGCUGCUGGAGAUGAUGAUGGAGAAGAGGCAGAGGCGGAUGAUGCUGAUCCCGAGGAGGAGUAGAGGUAGAGCGGUAAAGGCUCUCCUAAUACGACUCGAAGGGUCAGGAGGGGAAAGACAGGUGUGGAAGAAACAAGAACUUGUGGCAUGUGGCAGGCAAGGAGAAUGUCGCAGGAGGUCAUGCUGUCAAGCAAAGAUACAAAUCAAGAUAUGUUCAUCUGCACUUGUUCGACUCGCACGGACGGAUGGUACAAUCAGUCUGCAUUGCCUGCAGUUUGAAUCGAUCGGAACGGCCAAUGGCGCAGCUUUUCGGAG